Molecule: messenger RNA, 1962 nt
Organism: Symbiodinium sp. CCMP2456
Lineage: Eukaryota; Dinophyceae; Suessiales; Symbiodiniaceae
Source: the annotation of a GenBank genome assembly
AUGCGCAUCCUCACGCCCGUCUGUUCGCUGGAGCAGCAGCGGCAUGUCAAGGAGCAGUAUGCUCCAUCGACCACCUAUGUUCUGGCAUGGAUGAAUCAGUACACGCAAGGCAUUUGGCCACUGCUUGUUUUGACCGUACCUUUCGCUAUUUUCGUCGAAGAAGAUCGACUCAACGAAGCCAGCUGGGAGUUCUACGCGCUCCAGGCAGUGGUCAUCCUCUGGGCGAUUUUCAUGAUUGGCCGAUCCCGACAUCGUUCUUCCUUCGUCCAGUCCUAUGAGGCCGGAGAAAGCAAAACCUGGGCCGCAGACUUCAACAAGGUGACAAUCACGAAGCGGCAGAUCCUGCGGAGGAUCAUGUCCCAGACCGGUGCCGGCAGUGAAUUCGCUGCCAUGGUAAAUCUGACCCAAAACCCGGACCACAAGAAGAUGGUUCACCACAGGCUUUGGGUGGCAUGGUGCUUGCUCCUUUCAGGCCUGGGAUGCCUCAUCUGCCUGGUGCUUGCCGGGCUCUUCCUUCUAUUUACCAUGGAGUUGAAAUUCAUACUGAUUUAUGAAUGGGGCGACUGCUACCACCUUGAAUGCCACGAUCCGGCAAUAAAGCAUGGAUUUUCCGGCGUACUGUCCAUGAUCGCGUGCGACAUAUUGCUGGCAUUGACGCUCAACGUGGCUACCGGCGAGCUUUGCAAAGCAUUUGCUUAUCGCAUUGCCAAGACGUGGAACUUCCGCAGCAUGAUCUUGCGACAGUUUGUGGAGCACUUCACAGCCAUUACCAUCGACAUUGUGGCCACGAUUGGAAUGUUUUCUUAUCUUGCCUUCGCCUUCCUCCCCGAGUGGGAGACGACAACGCCAACAGAGUGGUGGGAUUCCUCCGGUUGCGACAUCUUUUGGGACUUCCAGGUAUUCGAGGCGUGGCUUGGUGGUCUCUUCGUGGUCGCCCCUUUCGUGGAAAUUCUCAUGUUGUUCAUAGUGCCACUCUUGGUCUGGGCCCGAGAAGCUUCCAAGGCCUACUUGAUUCACGUGCACUGCGAGCUGGAUCGUGAUUUGGAUGAUGAUGCCGAUAAAGAUCAGCCCCGGCGAGGAUGCAGCCCCUGUGCAUGCUGCUGUGGAUUCCUACGAGGACUCGGGAGGCUCGUCGCCUUCAUUUUCUUGCUGGAUGGAGCAGUGCUUGGCCUCCCGUAUAUUUGGAGGGGAUUCCCCUUCAAAGCUCCGAAAAUCAUCCAGGAAAACGUGGAGGAACUGGAGGAGGGCGAGGAUGGCGGCAAGGAUACGAAAGAGGCAAAAGAGAUGAUCUACUUGACUGAUAAAGACCAUCCCCAGGGUGCCACGGUAAUUGGUGGGCUCUUUGGCCCCUUGGACCAGCGACUCCUGCGCCCAAUGGAUCCUCUGGACGAGCUAAAACUUUUGAAGCUCAAUUUCUUGGUUAUGGUCUUGUUUGCUCCCAUCAAUCCCAUUGGAGUGAUCUUCCAGAUGCUGGCUCGCCAACUCGACCUGCACUCCCGGCUGCCAAAGCUUCUGAUGGUAAGACGUCGCGGCUUUCCAACUGACAACCGGCUGGCCCAUGCUAGCCAGAAUCUGUUUGGCCUCAUGAUCCUACCCGUUGCAGCACUGUGGCAUACAGGACUGAGCUUGGUUUCUGCAAACCCCGACCUACACACGCAACCGCAUGGUAUUGUUGUCAUUGUUUGGUUUGCAAUUGGCUUGGGAAUCUCUGCCGCGGCGCUGCUUGGCCAAUGGCUGGUCACGCGGCUCUAUUCCUGGCUCCGCUGGGGCAAGGUGAUGCUGUCGCGCGAAUCCUCUGCAAUCGUUGGCUUGGAGAAGGAGGAGCUGGAGAUCGAAGCGGGCGACGACGAGGCGGAGCGGGAGGAGGCCGAGGAAGCCAAGGCUGCCGAGGCCCAGGCGGAACGCUCCGCCAAAGCCGGCGGGGCCUCGGCGGAGGACGCGGCCCCGUCUUUGACCCUCUGA